Molecule: messenger RNA, 3714 nt
Organism: Hippocampus zosterae (dwarf seahorse)
Lineage: Eukaryota; Metazoa; Chordata; Actinopteri; Syngnathiformes; Syngnathidae
Product: endothelial PAS domain-containing protein 1-like
Exons: 16
Coding region: 375-2852 (825 amino acids)
Biological process (GO): cellular response to hypoxia; regulation of transcription by RNA polymerase II
Molecular function (GO): DNA-binding transcription factor activity, RNA polymerase II-specific; RNA polymerase II transcription regulatory region sequence-specific DNA binding; protein dimerization activity
Source: RefSeq, a predicted model, not a curated record
UGCCAUUCACAUUUUGCUUUCACUCGCUCAAAUCAGUCAGUCCGAAAAUCAGGCUCGGUGCGUCCGAGCUGCUGCCUUGAAUUGUCGCGACGUUGGCGUGUGUUUUUUUAUUCGCCGGCACUUUGUGUGGAGCUCCUCUGCGGGGAGAGGCUGUACAAUCCUCGGCAGUGUUCUGAGACUGUACGGCCCUGGUUCCCCAAGAGAAGUGACCGACGACCAUCCGUCGCGCUCGGAGCCGACUCACCUUCAACUCUUGGAGUGGACUAAAGUCGACACGCACUUUGAAAUAUCUUUUACCUUCAGGGUGUUCUUUUAAUUUUUAUUUUUUGCUCGUUUUUUGUUUGGUUGGACACUUUUGCGGACUUGGUGAAAAGAUGACAGCCGACAAGGAGAAAAAGAGGAACAGCUCGGAGCGGCGUAAGGAGAAGUCUCGCGACGCCGCUCGCUCUCGCCGCAGUAAAGAAACGGAAGUUUUCUACCAGCUGGCUCACCAGCUCCCGCUGCCGCACAACGUCAGCGCUCACCUGGACAAAGCCUCCAUCAUGAGGCUGGCCAUCAGCUUCCUGCGCACGCAACGACUCUUCGACGCAGGCUGCAAGGGCAGCGAUGACGAGGAAAUGAGCAGCUUAUACCUGAAGUCUCUGGAGGGUUUCAUCACCGUGGUAACAUCGGAUGGUGACAUGAUCUUCCUGUCCGAGAACAUCAACAAGUUCGUGGGCCUCACACAGGUGGAGCUGACCGGCCAAAGCAUCUUUGACUUUACGCACCCGUGUGACCACGACGAGAUCCGAGAGAACCUCAGCCUGAAGACAACCACCAACAGCUUCGGGAAGAAGAGCAAAGAGCAGAGCACCAAGCGGGAUUUCUUCAUGCGGAUGAAAUGCACGGUGACCAGCAGGGGGCGCACCGUCAACCUCAAGUCGGCGAGCUGGAAAGUGCUGCACUGCACGGGCCAGCUGAGGACGUACGCCAGCCGCCCGGCGUGCGGCCUCGAGGACCCGGCGCUCACGUGCGCCGUUCUCAUGUGCCAGCCCGUCCCGCACCCGGCCAACAUCGAGGCGCCGCUCGACAGCAGGACCUUCCUGAGCCGACACAGCAUGGACAUGAAGUUCACCUACUGCGACGAAAGGGUGACGGAGUUGAUGGGUUACACUCCCGAUGAUCUGCUGGGUCGCUCGGUCUACGACUUCUAUCACGCUCUGGACUGGGACAGUGUCACCAAGAGCCACCACAACUUGUGCAGCAAAGGCCAAGUCGUGAGCGGUCAGUACCGCAUGCUAGCGAAGAGCGGCGGCUUCGUGUGGGUGGAGACGCAAGGCACCGUCAUCUACAACGGCCGAAACUCGCAGCCGCAAUGUAUCGUCUGCAUCAACUACGUGCUCAGCGAUAUCGAGGAAAAGAGCACCAUCUUCUCCCUGGAGCAAACGGAGUCGCUGUUCAAGCCCCGGCAGGCCGGCGCGUUCUUUGCCGGGGAGAGCGGCGGCGAGGCGCUCUUCAGCAAACUCAAAGAGGAACCCGAGGACCUGGCCCAGCUGGCGCCCACGCCGGGGGACACCAUCAUCAGCCUCGAUUUCGGCCGCCCUCAUUUCGAGGAGCCGUCCCGGCAUCCGGCGGUGGCGUGCGCUCAGCGGCCCGCCGCCCCCUCCCUGCCCGUCCCGGCGACUCCGUCCUGGGCCGGCGAAAGCCUCGGGAGCGCGCCGCUACCAUCGGCCGGCGACGCGGCUAGCGUGGGCGCCGCCGCCUUCGCAGCCCGGCAGAAGCCGCCUCCCUGCAGCGUCACCCCCAGCCUGAGCAGCUGCUCCACGCCGAGCAGCCCCGGCGACUACUACCGCACCACCAGCGGAGACCUGAAGGUGGAGCUGAUGGAGAGGCUCUUGGCUCUGGACACCGAGGGGGACGGUCCCGGAAACGCUGAGCGGGACUUGAGCGACUAUGACCUGGAGACGCUGGCUCCGUACAUCCCCAUGGACGGAGAAGACUACCAGCUCAACCCCAUCAUCCCCGACGCCGAGCCCCUGGACGGCGGCGCCGUGGUGGGCGCGAGCGGCGGCACCGUUAGCGGCGCGCUUCCUCCCUCCCAGCGGCGCAGUUUCAGCAACAUCGCCGGCCUCUUCCAGCCGCUCUCCCCGCCCCCGCAUCAGCAAGGCCGCUACCGUCCGCCGCCCUCCGUCGCGGCUCCCGCCUGGGCUCCGAACGAGGAGCGAACCCCGGGGCCCCAGGGGGGGGCUCUGGACCCGAGGACCGGGGCGUACGCGAUGGGGCGGGUGCGGAACCCGCCCUAUCAAGCCCCUGCCGGCAUUCCGCUAUCGUCAAUGGGGGGCAUUCAGAACCUGCAGAGGCCCCCGGACCCUCUGCUAGCAUAUCGGCAACAAGCAGCCAACGAGGCCUACCGCGCGGCGCCCGAGCGGCGGCCGUUCUGCCAGCGCAACCCGCUGCACGUCAUGCACAAAGAAAGGUGCUUUGAGGAUUUUGUCCACGAUUACCGAGACAUCAAUCCAGCCAACAACAUCAAGCGCUCCUUCAGUCAGAUGUCGGGCGAAGUCAAGACAUCAGGAAGCAUGUGGAAGAAGAUGAGGGGCGACAUGGACAGCGGCGCCGGAUCGCUGCCUGAGCUGGCGAUGUUGCCGGGCAACAGGACUUCUUCGCGUUUGAACAUAUUGCAGCAACAUCGGAAGUUGGAGUAUCCGGGCAACAUGAUAGGUGUGGCCAGUCGCUUGCUGGGCCCGUCGGCGGAACGCAGCUUCCUGCCCGAGUUGACCCGCUACGACUGCGAGGUCAACGUGCCGCUGCAGGGCAACCUGCACCUGCUCCAAGGCUGCGACCUGCUCCGGGCCUUGGACCAAGCCUCCUAGAACGAGGCCUAGCGGGGCCUUCCCGUCGCCUCCCAUGCUAUGCUAACUCAUGAGCACAUUUGGCCUUAUUUAGUUGUCGGGAUGGGUCGCCGCCGUUGUCGUCGUUGUUGUUGUUGUUCUGGCGCAGGGGGCCCCCAACUCGGGACCUCGAUCGCCGCUUUGCUGCGUGUUUUCCGCGUCUCCCUUGCCGCAAACACAGCUGACUGAAGUGAGCGGAGUCGUUAGCAGGCUAGCCGCAGAGCUUUCAAUCGGAUGUGUUGCAGCCGGGAGACGUGGGAAAUCUGACGGAAAGCGUCCCCCGGGGACCCGAGUUGGAGACCCCCGGUCCUCGCGAGAUUCACAUGGGCACAUAAAGCUGCCUUUCACCAUUCCGUCCUCAUUCUUGGACUUAAACGUCACCUUCGCGGCACUCGAUUUGUGGCUAAUGCUAAUGCUAAUGCCACACACACACACACACCUAUGCACAGAAUUCUUCAAUUAUGGACCAAAAUUUUGGUGAAAAAAAUUGGCAGGCAAGGCCACCUCUGAAAAGCCAUUUGUGCUGAAAACCAUAUUUGGACCAUUUUGAGCCAAAAUGCCAACGCAGGGGGGGGGGCCUUUAAACUCGGACUGUCCCAUUUUUCAAAGCCAGGACGUCAUUUCAAAAAUGCGGAAACAAAAAGUGAUUGGGAAUCAGUUGCCGAUUUGGUCUGCAGCGUUCAAGAGAAAAUCAAUCGACAAAAAAUAUUGAUCGAGCGCCGAUGUUUGCGAAUGUUACGUUUUGAUCAAACCCAAAUGGUGGCAUUCUUGCCUCGUCGUGUUAUAAAAUUUCCGCAAGCUGCCAGAAUUUGGAUCCAUUCAAAUUGUUGUGCCUCUACUUGAU